AUGGCGGCGCCCUCUGCAGAGCAGCAGAACGGCCAAAGUGAUGAAUCUGAUCUACAAAGCCCCAUAUCGACAAAUGAUGAAGACUCCGAAACAGGAUCGGGGGAUGGAGCACUCCCCGACUACGUUGUCGACUUGAUAGAGAAAGAAAUCGGAGUGGAUCUGAAGUCGCUGAAGAAAGUUAGCGCGCUCCUGGAGAAACUGACAGCGGAAAACAAGUUGCUGGAGGAGCAGGUUCUGACGGUGUCCAGUUCGGUGCCGCUGCGGGUGUCAGCAGCGCUGUCUGCAGCCGAGGAGUCCCGUGUGUCUCUGGAAGGUUUGCUACAGCAGGAGAGGGUCCUGUCCAACACCCUGAUACAGCACCUGCAGGGCGCCCAGCCCUGGGCAGACAGCCUGGGACGGCCCCUGGAACAGCUGGACAACAUAGAGAAACACAUGAAAUACCUGCAGUGUCUGUCACGCAUUGAAGAACUCAGUGACAGCAUCCAGCAGUGUCUGAUGACCAACAGUAUAUGGGAGGCAGUGGUGGCGGUGGGCAGCAUGGCCAGUCUAGAUGUGGGCCUAAAGCAGUCUGGCUGCUCUCAUCUCCAGGCCUUCCUCAGAGAGACACUAUGCUUCUGGCACAAGAUCAUUAAGGACAGACUGGCUGGUGAUUUUGAGGAGUUGCUGAUCCAGCUCCACUGGCCGUUCAUCUCUCCUCCCACCCAGUCUCUCUCCCCCCCUGCCAACGCUCAGGAGCUCCACAGCCAGCUGGAGCUACUGGUGGCCCAGCUCCUGUCUCUACAGACCUCUGAUGAUCUCAUAUCAGAGAAGCCACCCUCUGUGUCCCGUGUAGGGUUGCCCCCGACUACACCCCUGUCUCUUCCUGUCCAGAUCAUGUUGCUUCCUCUGAGCAAGAGGUUUCGAUACCACUUCACUGGAAACCGUCAGACCAACUCACUCAACAAGCCUGAGUGGUUCCUGACCCAGGUCCUGAUGUGGAUGGGUAACAGCUCCAACUUCAUGGAGGAGAAGAUCCAGCCCAUUCUGGACAGAAAUGGAGCUAACGUCAACGCCAAGGUGGAGCUGUGUCGCGGUCUACUCACCCUGGCCCAGGAGAAGCUAGCGUCAGAUGCUCCUCGGCUGCUCUACGACGACGCUCUCUUCUGCCACCUGGUGGAUGAGAUCCUGCAGUUCGAGAGGGAGCUGCGCACCAGCCACUCCUACCCCAGCACCCUGCCCGGAGUGCUGCAUGUACUACUGGAGGAGGUCGUGCUGCAGAAGUGGCUCACUGUGGAGAGGAAGAUGGCGAUAGAGAAGGUGGAUGCCAUGCUGUCUGCUGAGGGGGCUUGGAGCUCCCAGUACAAAGACAUCAGUGACAUGGACGAACUCAAGGCUCCAGACUGCGCUGAGACCUUCAUGACCUUACUGCUGGUCAUCACUGACCGCUACCGUGCCCUCCCCUGCCCUCGUGCCCAGCUGCGUUUCCUGGCGCUACAGAGAGAGCUGGUGGACGACUUCCGUAUCCGCCUCACCCAGGUGAUGAAGGAAGAGUCCCGUAACCCGCUGGGCGCUAGAUACUGUGCUAUUCUCAACGCUGCCAACUACAUCUCCACCGUGCUGGGGGACUGGGGAGACAACGUGUUCUUCCUGCAGCUGCAGCAGUCAGCUGUGGCCCUGGGGGAGGAGGAGCUGUUGGGGCCGCUGGGGGUCACUGAGUCCGGCCGUCUGGCCUCUCUGGAGGGGUCUCUGUUUGAGGGGCUCCUGGGGCUGCUGGAGAGGCUGAGAGGAGACAUGCUGGGCAGGUUACUGGAGGCUGUCAUGAGGGAUGUACAGAAGAAGGCCCAGCCCUACUGCAGGGACAGGUGGCUGUCUCUGCCGUCCCAGUGUGACCAGGCCACCAUGUCCCUGUCCAGUUUAGCCUGUCCUCUGAUGCUCUGUCUCAGGGACCACCUGCUCCAGCUGCAGCAGAUGCUGUGUCUGCCUCUCUUCCAGAUGGGCUGGCAGGACCUGGCUGAGAGGCUGGACCUCUUCCUCUACCAGAAUGUGAUUCUGUAUAACCACUUCAACGAGGGGGGUGCAGCCCAGCUCCAAUUCGACAUGACAAGAAACCUCUUCCCUCUGUUUGGACACUACUGCAAGAGGCCUGAGAACUUCUUCAAACAUGUGAAGGAGGCCUGCGUCAUCCUGUGUCUGAAUGUGGGCUCAGCUCUUCUUCUACGAGACGUCCUGAGGCAGGCUGAGGAGGAACCAGGGACCCCGGAGGGCAAGCAGCCCAGCCCUGUGUCAGCCCUCAACGAGCUGGGGGUCUACCGCCUGGCCCCCUGCGACGUCCUCAUCCUGCUCAACCUCAGGGCCUCCUGGCCGGGAAAGUGAGGGGAGAUAGGAGGAGGAACAGUAGCCUGGUCCCACAUGUGUUUUUGACAACUCCUAUGGUCUUUGUGAUGCCGAUUGGCCAUAGGAGUUGAGCAAGGCAGCACUAACAGAUCUGUGACCAGGCUAGGACGGGCUUCAGCUGGCAAAGAACAACCACUACCAAUGAACUACACGUAUCCCAGAAACCUGGAAUAGACCGCUCUCAUUCCUGAAUACUCCUGUCCUAUCCCGUUUAAUCACAGUUUUGUUUACUUUGCCGAUCCUCUGUCUACAAGCUCAGCACUUGUUCCAUAUCAACUCACCACUCCUGGCCUAGACGCAGGAGAGAGACCUCGACUGGAGACUGAUGGAUGUGUUUACAUCAACUGCUCAUGUAGAUGACAUUAUUUGUCUAUUGACUGACAGCCCAGACUUCUGUCUUCUGGUGGAGGAGAUCUAGUAGUACCACCACGUUACAUGGUGUGGAUGGGUAUUUCAGGAGGUCCCCUUCUCACUUCCUGACAGGGACUGUUGUCUUUAACCAGACGAGAGAUAGGAGACCUUAACACUGCUGUUUUAAGCAGUCCAGUGCAUUUGAUAACAACAACAGCCCUGUCUGUCACAUUAGCUUAUUUAAUGUCAUAUACAUUUGUAAAGAAGUGAGAAAUAAAAACGUUUAAAUCCCGGAAAUGUAAUUUAUGUCAGUAACUGCCUUUUUGACAACAAAUCAUGUACGUUCAUGCUAAUGUAUUUCAGAGUGAAAGAUUCUGAUGAAGUCACUCCAGUGAGAUAAGUGGGCCUCAGCAGCCUGCCUAGGUACAGUAUGCCAUAGAAACAGAAGCAGUGUUGGAGACACUGAGGUAUAAUGAGCGCUAGAGACUGCAUCUAUAUGUCCGACUGUUUAAGGUAAUCUACUGACAUUCAUGACCAGGUUUCAUCCGGUUUAUACGGACCAACAUCACAUGUGCACUAGCACUUAGUGCGCAAAGGAAGUAGCGAUUACGUCAUCUGAAAAAACAGCAGACAUUGGAUGAAUAUUAACAUGUUAAUGGACUUGUUUGAUAUUGCAGGUGACUGCUGACUGACUGAUCUACAAAUCACCUUGCAUCAUAAAUAACGACUCAUUAUUUGUAGGUCAGUCAGUCACAAUUGACCUAUGAUACAUCACGUUUUGAUGCUCUCCAACAGGACAACUGUCUUCAGCUGUGAGCACUGGGGGGAAAUAAUUC
Messenger RNA from Salvelinus namaycush (lake trout), 3560 nucleotides. RefSeq names its product RAD50 interactor 1 (gene rint1). The transcript has 13 exons. NCBI's taxonomy places the organism in Eukaryota, Metazoa, Chordata, Actinopteri, Salmoniformes, Salmonidae. The record is from RefSeq and is a predicted model, not a curated record. Gene Ontology annotation, cellular component: Dsl1/NZR complex. Bases 1 to 2352 code for a protein of 783 amino acids. Gene Ontology annotation, biological process: retrograde vesicle-mediated transport, Golgi to endoplasmic reticulum; endoplasmic reticulum to Golgi vesicle-mediated transport; regulation of ER to Golgi vesicle-mediated transport.